Molecule: messenger RNA, 2682 nt
Organism: Perkinsus marinus ATCC 50983
Lineage: Eukaryota; Perkinsozoa; Perkinsida; Perkinsidae
Exons: 19
Coding region: 1-2682 (893 amino acids)
Source: RefSeq, a predicted model, not a curated record
AUGAGCAUUGCCAUUAAUUGGCCUAUCGGACCCUUCACUCUCCCACCAGAGCUGUUGGCGCUCGAAGCUACUGAUGAGCACAUUUUCUCUCGCUACGAUGAUGGAUCGAGCGAGCGACGUAUCUUUUGCAAUGUGCCACUGCUUGAGAAUGAGUUGGACCAGCUGGAGGAGCUAACUGAGCACCUCUGCCGUCUAGGUAUCGCAUUGAGGAGGCGGAUGGAGUCCAAGAGGCUGAGAUACCUGCACGCUGCAGCUGGAAGUGUGAGGAAAGUGGCAAACAUGAUGAUGGAAACAGAAAGCUGGAGAAAGUCGUUCUUCAGCAAGCCGAUCGAUGACAGGGAGAUCUUCAAUGACCUCAAUUUGGCAAGUCCUUUUGGUUUUGUCUACAUUUCGGGACGAGACAAGCUCUUGCGACCGUGCCUUGUGGUACGAGUGACGGAGAUACUGAGACAUGCUGUGGACCAGAAUACUUCCCUACGAUGUGUGUGCUUCCUCAUGGAGUUCAUCAUACGGUAUAUGCUUCUCCCGGGGAAGUGUGAAAGUACCGUCACCCUCCUCGACUUGGGAAAUAUUGGCCUCAUGCAGUUCUUGCCGGCGGUGUCGCGGACGCGAGCCAUAUUCGGGGUCUUAGCUGAGCACUAUGUGGGACGGUCUGCUCUCACGUUUGUGACGAGUGCUCCGUCUGCUCUCGAGAAGUUGAUCAGCGGCCUAGUGCCCGAAGAAAAGCGACGGAAAAUCGUCUAUGUGAAGGACGUUGAUGACAUUGCUAGCUAUACCUUCGCUGGAGAGAGAGAACGCGAGUUGUUGGCCGCUUGUCAUAGGUGUUUGGGGCUUCCGACUAUACGUGGAAACCUCUGGGAGCGAGGGGCGCCACAUGCACCAUUACGAUACGCCGCUGAGGCUCCGCAAUACUUCAUCGCCCUAGGUCUGCCGCCACCUGAGAGCACGAUGUUCACGAGUGAAGAUCAAGCGGUUGAGGAACGGCCCGGAACCCCUGGGGGUGUUUGCAGAAUUCUGCUAGGGGUUGCCAAUCUACCGAGCCCUGUACCGGAAGGCACUCUGCAAGAUAUGAUGGCGGAUGACUACGACUUAGGAGUAGUGGAAGGUGCGGUUCGUGCCCGAUUGGAACCUGCUCAUUUUGUCUUGUCUAGAUCACCCUUUGGGAAGGAGAAGCGUUCACGGAUAGCGAGCACAGGCUCUGAGGGGACACAAGCCACGAAGAUCUGCUCGAAUACUGGGACCUCGGUUGACGCCCGAAAGACCAGUGAUAACCACAUAGCCGUUCGCUGCCUCCCAGAGAAUCCCGCUCGGACUACCGUGUCCAACGUCGAGCUCCGACACCGCAGUCAGACGAGGCCAGCCACUCAAUUGUUUUUGAUGAGUCGAAAACUCUUGAUUGCACUUCCUCCCGCCGUGCGCAUCAGCCAUCGCGGAAUUGCUCAUGCUGUUGAGCGAUUGGCUUUACUGGAAAAGGGCGUAUCAGAAGCUGACGAUGGCCACGUGUUACUCAGCAGAACACGAGAUCUGAUGAGGCUUUUGAAACGAGAUAGUCAGCACCUUCAAAUCCUUGAGCUCGAGGGCGACAAACGGACGAGGAAGGUGAUCACAUCAGCCAUAACCGAGCUGGACUUCACCAAAUCUACGUUCAAGGACAUCGCCCGAUUAGCUGUGGUCCUGGGUGCAUGUACAACGCGGAAUUUCAUAUCAGAGAGCCUCAUUGAGCACUUGUCGGAGGCGUUAUCGGCCUACUACCCCAAGCAGGAUCUUACUGCUGAGUUGGUGAUACUGGCGAGCAGCGCUCUGGUCAGCCUGUGCCGUGCCCUUCCUCGGGAAGCAUCUGUGAGAGGCCGAGGCAAGUUACUGGACAAGCUACUCGCGCAUCAGGGUGAUUGGAACUCGAUCGCAGUAUGUGACGUUCUAUAUAGUGCCUACGUACUUGGGAGGCCCCUACAGAACGUGGCCCUUAUAGAGAAGAUGCUCGACACCUUCGACCCGGCACAGGUCAACUCGUCUGACCGUCUGUGCCGGCUUCUGGCUGCUAUACCCGCGACUGAGUUACCUUUCGUCGCACAGUGCUCGUUACCGUAUAUAAACAUCAGUCACCUGUCGAGGAGCAAUGCAUUGAAGGUUGCCCACGGUCUAUCAGCGCAUACGAGCGCCUUCAUUGAGACCCUAAAGGACGUGUGCGGCCGACUCGUUGACCUUGCCAAUACCAUGAACCAUCGCCACGCUUGGGAGUGCAUGGCUCUGUGUAAACGUGUCCAACAUGAUGCCCUGCUGGAAGCAGCUUGUCGAGUAUUGCUAGCCGGAAAGAAGACAUUCAAAGCAGCCGAGAGAGACUUGUGUGAUGAGGUUUACAACGAGCUCAAGAGGAGGCUCGGUGAAGUCCCUGCAGUCCUCGAAGACUUACAUGAGAGGGUUCAUGAUGUUGCUGGCGUAGAUGCUAAGAUUGAUUCGAAACAGACCCAGUCAGGCCGUCAAUUCAACAGUCAGCCUAUAGAGGAUGAUGAUGAUAAUGAGACUUCCCUGUUUCAUGAUCGUGAACUGAAGUGCCUACGUGCAUCGGCCAGGCGGAAUGAAGUUGCCGGAGGGGACGUCUCAUCGGGAGAGACAGGCAAUAUCUAUGAGAGGUACGUAGCAUGCAUGAUGCCGGAUACUCACGCCUCAAAACUAAUCCGCUGA